Molecule: messenger RNA, 2444 nt
Organism: Odobenus rosmarus divergens (Pacific walrus)
Lineage: Eukaryota; Metazoa; Chordata; Mammalia; Carnivora; Odobenidae
Gene: VANGL1
Product: VANGL planar cell polarity protein 1
Exons: 9
Coding region: 390-1964 (524 amino acids)
Biological process (GO): multicellular organism development
Cellular component (GO): plasma membrane
Source: RefSeq, a predicted model, not a curated record
CUUUGAACUGUCCCAAGCAACGCGCCCAGAGAAGUGUGAAGCUUUAUAAAAAUUUAAACGCGUCGCCGGUGGAGGCAGGCGUGGGGCGGAGCCGUGGCCUGGCGGCCCGGAGAUAAGCUGGUGAGCCUCGGAGCUGAGAAAUCUCUUGCUCGGUUUUCACAUCUUCAAACCAGCUCUUCAGAAAUCUAUACCCAGCUGCUGGGGGGUAUUUCAGAGGUAAUUAGGGACUGGAGCCAAGAGCAGUUAUUCUAGGAAGAAUUUGUUCCCGUCGAACAGUGGCUCCUGGAUCUCCAGACCCUUUGUGGCUUUAGGAGUCUAGUGGGUGGAAAUUCUCUACCUCUGAGGAGAAACGGUGCUGCUCCUUCCUCAAGAGCGAGCUCCCCAUUGCUAUGGAUACCGAAUCCACAUAUUCUGGAUAUUCUUACUAUUCCAGUCAUUCGAAAAAAUCUCACAGACAAGGGGAGAGAAAUAGAGAGAGACACAAAUCACCCCGGAAUAAAGAUGGCAGAGGGUCAGAAAAAUCUGUCACCAUUCAAGCUCCCACCGGAGAGCCCCUGUUGGCAAAUGAUUCUACUCGGACGGAGGAAGUUCAGGAUGACAACUGGGGAGAGACCACGACAGCCAUCACAGGCACCUCAGAGCACAGCAUUUCGCAGGAGGACAUUGCCAGGAUCAGCAAGGACAUGGAGGACAGCGUGGGGCUGGAUUGCAAGCGCUACCUGGGCCUCACUGUGGCCUCGGUCCUUGGACUUCUAGUGUUCCUCACCCCCAUCGCCUUCAUCCUUUUACCCCCCAUCCUGUGGAGGGACGAGCUGGAGCCUUGUGGCACCAUUUGCGAGGGACUCUUCAUUUCCGUGGCGUUCAAGCUCCUCAUUCUGCUCAUCGGGACCUGGGCGCUCUUCUUCCGCAAGCAGAGGGCCGACGUGCCGCGGGUGUUUGUGUUCCGUGCCCUUUUGUUGGUCCUCAUCUUUCUUUUUGUGGUUUCCUAUUGGCUGUUUUACGGGGUCCGCAUCUUGGACUCGCGGGACCGGAACUACCAGGGCAUCGUGCAGUACGCCGUGUCCCUGGUGGACGCCCUCCUCUUCAUCCAUUACCUGGCCAUCGUCCUGCUGGAGCUCAGGCAGCUGCAGCCCAUGUUCACGCUGCAGGUGGUCCGCUCCACCGACGGCGAGUCCCGGUUCUACAGCCUGGGACACCUGAGUAUCCAGCGAGCAGCAUUGGUGGUUCUGGAAAAUUACUAUAAAGAUUUCACCAUCUAUAACCCCAAUCUCCUAACAGCCUCCAAAUUCCGAGCAGCCAAGCACAUGGCCGGGCUGAAAGUCUACAAUGUAGAUGGCCCCAGUAACAAUGCCACUGGUCAGUCCCGGGCCAUGAUCGCUGCAGCUGCUCGGCGCAGAGACUCAAGCCACAACGAGUUGUAUUAUGAAGAGGCAGAGCACGAGCGGCGGGUGAAGAAGCGGAGAGCGAGGCUGGUGGUUGCAGUGGAGGAAGCCUUCAUCCACAUCCAGCGCCUCCAGGCCGAAGAGCAGCAGAAAGCUCCAGGGGAGGUGAUGGAUCCGCGGGAGGCGGCGCAGGCCAUCUUCCCCUCCAUGGCCCGGGCUCUGCAGAAGUACCUGCGCACCACGCGGCAGCAGCAUUACCACAGCAUGGAGAGCAUCCUGCAGCACCUGGCCUUCUGCAUCACCAACAGCAUGACCCCCAAGGCCUUUCUAGAACGUUACCUCAGCGCGGGCCCUACCCUGCAGUAUGACAAGGAGCGCUGGCUCUCUACGCAGUGGAGACUGGUUAGUGAUGAGGCUGUGACUAACGGAUUGCGGGAUGGAAUCGUUUUCGUCCUGAAAUGCUUGGACUUCAGCCUCGUGGUCAAUGUGAAGAAAAUUCCAUUCAUCAUCCUCUCGGAAGAGUUCAUAGACCCCAAAUCUCACAAAUUUGUCCUUCGCCUACAGUCUGAGACAUCGGUUUAAAAGUUUUAUAUUUGUGGCUUUAUUACAAAAAAAAAAAAAAGAAUAUAUAGAGAUAUAUAUAUAUAUGUAUACCAGAAGGGCAUCUUUUUUUAUUAUUAUCCUUCAUUGCUGACUGAAACUGGCAGAUAAUAGACCAGUAUCCUUUGACCAUCCGCACUUUACUUGGAAGGAAGCAGGGGAUGUCCACCCUGGCAAAAAGCGACUGAUAACAUCUGACUUUUGUGGAUGGGACUUCUCAUGAAGCCAUUCCCUGGCGUUUCUGUGACAGCUGUAAACCAAAGUAGAGCAGGUGGCUCUUGGGAGCCUCGCCUUACGGCAGCUAGUCCCUGCCUUUCGUCCAGGGCCACGCCCUCCUGUUGCUUCUGGCCCGCCCCCUCGUCGACCUCCAGGGGGACGCGUCUUCAUUCUGUUCCAGGAAACCAGACACGGCAUGUCCACAUAGGUGCUUGUGUCCGCGAAUGUCCAGUACCACAUCACCCA